Chara braunii is the source of this 3655-nucleotide messenger RNA. Lineage: Eukaryota; Viridiplantae; Streptophyta; Charophyceae; Charales; Characeae. The record is from the annotation of a GenBank genome assembly.
GGGUGUUUGAGGAGAUAUGACAGAAAACGAAUGCGCAGAGACAUGGCAGAGGGAGAGGUAGGAUGAGAAAGCACUUACCUCACCUAAUCCAUAACGGAAUCACGUAGGAGGAGAUGGUAGACUGUUUUUUUCGGGAGGGCGAAUCCAGUGGGGAUGUCAGAUGAGUAUGAAAGUCAUUAGGUUGGGAGAUUAGUAAAGAGUGGAGUGCGCGGAUAUGUCCGGAAGGAACGAAGAAGAAAGGGAAAGGGCGAAAGUUUGAGUUACUCGGGCGUUUCUCCACCGUUCUCACUAAACUAAGAUGGGAUUCUGGGGUUCUUGGGUCAGGCGAACGUAGUGGUAAUGUUAGUUUUGACUAUAGGUUGGUGGAUUAGAAGUUAGUAAGAAAAUGAAAUGCGCGGGGGUACCCAUAGAGUAGAUAUGGCAGGACUGGUAAGAGAAGAUUUCACUCGAUUCACAGUGAAAACGGGUGGGGUAGAGGAUUAGACUGGGCUUUGGUGUAGGGCAAGUUCGUUGGUGAGUGCGGAUUCGGGGGUGGGCAGCAGACUUGGUUUCACGGUGUGUAGAGGCUGCGCACAGAGAAAAGUGGUGCAAAGAUGAAUCCUUCCGUUUUUUAGCGGAAGAUUCAUUUGGAUACGUUCUCUGUUUUUUUUUUUUUUUUUUUUUUAUGGGCACUGAAGAAGUGCUGCCCGCCAUUCUCGCGUGGUCGUCCGGGAUAAUGCUGUUUCGUCACCCUCGGUCCACCGUUCGAAGGUAGCAAUAAGUGCAACCUUUUCGUUCCCGGGUAGUCGCCACGCUCUCCGUGUUAGCGCACUACUCCCUUGUUCACUGAGGGUUGAACCUGGCCAAAAGUAAGACCGGGUGUUUGAUCGAUAAAGCUCGUGGAGAGAGAGAGAAAGAGAGAGAGAGACCAGAAGUGAGAGGGAAUAGGGCGGGACUGCGAGAGUUUGCGUUUCACUUACGCUGUGUGGUCUUCGCGGCAGAAUUCAGGCGCACCAGCCCAACGGCGCCAGCGGUAGUGAUUUCGCGGUAGUGAUUCCGCGGCAGAAUUCACUCCGCACCUACGCGAAGGGCGCGAAAGGCGCGAAAGGCGCGAGCAGCGCGGUUAUUUUUUACGGUCUCGUUUGUGCGCAGGCGUCCGUGCUACGAAGGUGAAAGGAAGGUUGGCCUGGAGAGGGGGUGGGUUGUCGAGUGUGUUUGUGAGAUAGAGAACAGUGAAGGUGGGGGGGGAUAUUGAUGCUUCGGGAGAAGGGGGGGGAAGAACGGAAUCACUACAGUUAACGUGGGGGGGGGAUAUCGAUGCUUCGGGAGAAGGGGGGGGAAGAACGGAAUCACUACGGUAGCAAAGGGUGUGGCCCCCAGUUGGCCCCCAGUUGCGAAUGAAAUCAGCCCAUUGGUUAUUAUUGGUUUAUCUUUGAUCGGCCAUCGGGCUGAGGUCGAGGGGUUUCCACGCGGCGCAUGGCACGAGGCGAUCGGGAUGGGUCAUUGGUUCAGAGGUUGGCUGCUCGCAAGGUCGGCUACCUGAUGUUCUUUCUCGUCGAUGUCGCGAUUGGCGAUCCGUGAUUGGUGACGUGGCACAUUGUUGAUCGCCAUUGGCGAUCCCGGGCCGCGAUUGGCGACGUGGCGAUUGGGAGCGAUCUGUGAUCGGUCCACGUGGCGAUUGUUGAUUGGCGGACGUGCGCACCUCGUAGUGAGGGCGGGGAUCGGUCUACGAAGGCGGGGAACUCGUGUGCGUCUGAGAGAAGAGCGUGGUGAGGAGGCAGUGAGAGAGAGAGGAGAGGACGACAUCCAUCGUCAUGGCCGAGGGUCCGGCCAAGUUGAUCAACAAUACCGAAGAUGUGGUGACAGAAGCACUGGAUGGGCUGGUCCACUGUUAUCCUCAUCUGGUCAGGCUUGACGGUUUCCCAGAGGUCAAGGUGGUUCUGCGCCGAGAUGUGCAACAGGGCUGUUUUAGGAAGGUUGCCGUAAUUUCAGGUGGAGGGAGUGGACAUGAACCAGCCCAUGCUGGUUAUGUGGGCCAGGGAAUGCUUACUGCUGCUGUAUGCGGAAACAUCUUCAGCUCCCCACCUGUCAAUUCCAUUCUUGCGGCCAUUCGAGCUGUCACAGGACCACCAGGUUGUUUGCUAAUUGUUAAGAACUACACAGGUGAUCGGCUCAACUUUGGACUGGCUGCAGAGGCUGCAAAAGCUGAAGGCCUGAAAAUCGAGAUGGUUAUUGUGGAAGAUGACUGUGCUCUACCCCCACCUAGAGGGAUUGUCGGACGACGAGGUCUGGCAGGGACGGUUUUUGUUCACAAGAUUGCAGGGGCGGUGGCUGAGGAGGGUGGGACCUUGGAAGAGGUGAAAGCAGAAGCAGAAAAGGCAGCAUUAAAUAUAGGGACCAUGGGUGUUGCAUUGUCGCUGUGCACAUGGCCAGGACUGAAGGCAUCAGCGAGAAUGAGAGCAGGGCAGAUAGAACUCGGGCUUGGAAUUCAUGGAGAGCCAGGUGCUAUGCUAAGCAAUAUGCAGCCUGUGGAGGACAUCGUAUCCCAUAUGCUCGAGACCAUACUCUCUAAGUCUUCAGGCUAUCUUACUCUCAAAGGUGGCGAUAAAGUUGCGCUCAUGGUGAAUGGGCUUGGAGGAACUUCACAGUUGGAGCUUUUGAUUGCUGCAUGGAAUGCAUCAACUCUUUUAGAAGUAAAAUGGGGUUUACGGAUGGAGCGGGCAUAUGUUGGAUGCUUCAUGACAUCUCUGAACAUGGCUGGGAUAUCCCUAACAUUGAUGAAAGUUGAUGAUUGCAUACUGAAGCGCCUUGAUGCACAAACACAUGCCCCAGGCUGGCAGAAUCCCCUGUCCUUCUCGGGAUCAAGGCCAAGCACAGGGAACAUAAGGCCAUUGCCUCAGCCUCCUCAAGAACAUGAAGAGUCAGUUUCUCGUCCUCAGGAGCUCACCAAGCUUGGGACAGUUAUGGAAGCAGCUAUCACUGCUGCAGCAAAUGUGCUAAUAGACAUGCAGCAGGAUUUCAACAAGUGGGAUGAAGUCGGCGAUGCAGACUGUGGUUCCACGUUGGCCAGGGCAGCAAGGGGGAUUUUGGAGGACCUUAAAACAAGAUAUCCGUUGAAUGAUGCGGCUACAACAAUCAGGGAAUUGGGGCGGACAAUUGGUAUUCACAUGGGAGGAACCAGUGGGGCUCUAUAUGACAUUUUCUUAAGAGCAGCCUAUGCGCACUUGAAAGGAGUUCCACACAUCAAGCCUUCUGAUUGGGUUCAUGCAUUUGAAGCUGGCACAGAAGCAAUCAAGAAGUACGGGCGUGCAAAAAGAGGUGACAGAUCCAUGCUGGAUGCUCUUCUCCCUGCUGUCGAUACUCUCAAGGAGCAUGUGGUCCGAGGACGGUCGAACCCUGUCACUGCGUUCUUGGAAGCAGCCAAGGCAGCAAGAUUUGGUGCAGAAUCUACCAAGCAUAUGGAUGCACAGGCUGGACGAGCAAGCUAUGUUAAUAAAGCUGUUUCGCAGGGACAACCUGAUCCUGGAGCCAUGGCAGUGGCAGCCUGGCUGAAGGCAGCAGCGACUGCUGUGGAGCGGACCCUAUCUGCGAUGUGAUCUCUCUCUCUCUCUCUCUCUCUCUCUCUCUCUCUCUCUCUCUCUCUCUCUCUCUCUCUCUCUCUCUCUCUCUCUCUCUC